This is a messenger RNA of Nannizzia gypsea CBS 118893, 1284 nucleotides long. RefSeq names its product endothiapepsin. Gene Ontology annotation, biological process: proteolysis. The transcript has 3 exons. Bases 1 to 1284 code for a protein of 427 amino acids. NCBI's taxonomy places the organism in Eukaryota, Fungi, Ascomycota, Eurotiomycetes, Onygenales, Arthrodermataceae. The record is from RefSeq and is a predicted model, not a curated record. Gene Ontology annotation, molecular function: aspartic-type endopeptidase activity.
AUGAAGAUGCAUAUAUCAACCCUCCUGGUAGCUGUCCUGCUACCUCUCGCACUCAGCAAACCGACACCUCGAAAAAAGGCCGGCAGUUUCAAAGUGAAUCUCGCGCGACGGGCAGAGGCAGAGUACUCUCGCGAUGGACCAACAGACCUGCAGAGAGCAUACCGGAAAUAUGGCCUCCCAACGACGCAUGAGAUGGACGGUUACAGCCCACAGCCGAUCAGCAAGUUCCCUGGCCACUCGAAGGCUACUGCAAACAACGACGGCAAGGACGAGAAGGGCGAGGUAGUGAACAAUCCGACAAACCAUGAUAUCCAGUUUCUCUCGCCAGUGACCAUUGGAGGACAACCGUUUAUCAUGAACUUUGAUACCGGUUCCUCAGACACAUGGGUGAUGAACACGCAAAUGACUGAUGACGAGGCAAAGAAGGACCACCACCUGUAUGAUCCAUCCAAGUCCAAGACGGCAACUAAGCAGGUCGGUCAGACGUUUGACAUCAAAUACGGCGACAAAUCUCAUGCUUCGGGCCCUGUCUACACCGAUGUGAUGGACAUUGGCGGUGCCACCGUCCAUAACCAAGCCAUCGGCCUGCCCAGUAAGGUUGCAGCAUCGCUCGCCGAGGACAAGACCUCAGACGGACUUGUCGGUCUGGCCAUGACGAAGCUCAACACCAUCCGGCCACGCAAGCAGAAGACGUUCUUCGAGAACCUAGCCGACGAGCUAGACGAGCCCGUCUUCACCGCUCAGCUUCGAAAAGGCAAGAUGGGUUCGUACGAGUUCGGCGCCAUCGACAGGGCCAAGUACUACGGCGAUCUGAUCAAGGUUCCCGUUAUCAACGAGAACGGCUUCUGGGAGAUCCCCUGCAGCCUGUACUCUGUCGGCCAACUGGACAAGAUCCAGACCAUCAAGAACAACACCGGCACCGCUAUACUGGACACGGGUACCACGCUGCUUGUCCUCGACGAGGAGAUCGUCAGGGCCUACUAUGCGCAGGUCCCCGGAGCGCGGUACGACCCCAGUCGGUUCGCUGGAUGGGUGUAUCCGUGCAACUCGCCCAUGCCGUCUCUCUUCCUUGGUGUGGGAUCCGACCAUAUGGCCAUCAUCCCGAGCUCGCUGCUUACCUUCCAGAGCUACGGCCCUGACGCGAAUGGCGUUGAAACAUGCUAUGGAGGUCUACAGUCCAACAACGCCGGUGGUAUCCAGAUCCUAGGAGACGUCUUCUUCAAGGCACUCUUUGUCGUCUUCGACCACCGCGGUCCCUCUGUCUCUUUUGCUCCCCAUGCGUGA